Trifolium pratense (red clover) is the source of this 513-nucleotide messenger RNA. Its product is annotated as sulfated surface glycoprotein 185. Bases 1 to 513 code for a protein of 170 amino acids. The record is from RefSeq and is a predicted model, not a curated record. The transcript has a single exon. Lineage: Eukaryota; Viridiplantae; Streptophyta; Magnoliopsida; Fabales; Fabaceae.
AUGGCUAAUUUUUUGCCUUUCUUGCUUACUUUCAUACUUGCAUUUUCAUCUAACACCAAAGCUUCUUCAUUAGUAGCAAAAGACCAAGUUCCAUGCACAAUGUGUGCUGAGUGUGAAAAUCCAUGUCAACCUCUACCACCUCCACAAGUGAUAGAGUGUCCACCACCUCCAUCACUGCCUCCACCACUGCCGCCGUCACCACCACCUCCACUGCCGCUGGCAAUUGUCGAAUGCCCUCCGCCUCCACGGCCUCCAAAGUCACCAUGUCCAAAUAAUUGUGACAUGCCACCAAUGACUCCAUACCCACCACAAUCAUAUUUUCCACCGGGAACACCAUUUUCAUACUAUGUACCGCCAGAUUAUUAUAAUCAUGACAAGAAUAACGGUGAAACAAUGAUGCCAUUUCAAUCAAUACUCUUCUCAAACCGGAAUUUUCACUACUCUAUCUACUCCAUGAUUCAGUGCUUGAUUUCUUUGGUCUUUCUUUGCUUUAUUCCAUAUUGUAUACUUUAG